GAUCUUAGAAAUAAGACGCUGAUAAACACACGCACACAAAAAGAGAGGAAAUUAGAGGAGAGGGAGAUGGCGCUGGAGUACUGUGUAACAGGCGGAACCGGAUUCAUUGCUGCUUAUUUGAUUAAGUCCUUGCUGGAGAAAGGUUGCUUUGUGCGCACAACCGUGCGAGAUCCAGAGAAUGUGGAAAAGGUUAGUUUUCUGAAGGAGUUGAGUGGAGCAAAAGAGAGGUUGAAGAUUAUGAAAGCUGAUUUAAUGGAGGAAGGAAGCUUUGACGAAGCUAUUGAUGGCGUUGACGGUGUUUUCCACACCGCUUGCCCGGUUCUUGUUCCUUAUGACGAUAACGUUCAGGCAACUUUGAUUGAUCCAUGCAUAAAGGGCACCUUGAAUGUGCUGAGAUCCUGUUCAAAAGCCAGCAGCGUGAAAAGGGUUGUUCUCACCUCUUCUUGCUCUUCAAUACGCUACCGUUUUGAUGUCCAGAACCAGCAAAUUUCUUCUCUUAACGAAUCACAUUGGAGUGAUCCAAACUAUUGCAAACGCUACAAUCUGUUUUAUGCGUAUGCAAAGACAAUAGGUGAACAAGAAGCAUGGAGAGUAGCAAAGGAAAGUGGGAUGGAUUUGGUGGUUGUCAACCCAUCUUUCGUGGUUGGUCCUUUGCUUGCGCCGCAACCGACCAGUACUUUGUUGCUGAUACUCUCCAUUGUUAAAGGUAUGAAAGGUGAAUACCCAAACACCACAGUAGGGUUUGUGCACAUAGAUGACGUGAUUGCAGCUCACAUUUUGGCUAUGGAGGAAAGCAAAGCAUCAGGCAGGUUGGUAUGUUCUGGCCCGGUAGCUCAUUGGGAACAGAUCAUUGAGAUGCUGAGAGCUAAAUGUCCUUCUUAUCCUUUUGAAAGCAAGUGUAGCAGUCAAGAAGGAGACAACAAUGCACAUAGCAUGGACACGAGUAAGAUUCAACAGUUGGGAUUCCCGGAAUUCAAAUCACUUCCUCAAAUGUUUGAUGAUUGUAUUAAGAGUUUUCAUGACCAAGGAUUUCUGUGAAGUUCACUUGUUUUGUGCAAAUGGGUUCAUAUGUAAGAGCAUUAGCACUAUUUAACGAUAUCCUUAUUUCUAUGAACCCCUGCUCUAGCAAAAGUAUAUGAUACGUUUCUAAAUCAGUAAUAAUUAUAGUUGAUCGGUCAA
This is a messenger RNA of Gossypium raimondii (Peruvian cotton), 1179 nucleotides long. Its product is annotated as tetraketide alpha-pyrone reductase 2. The record is from RefSeq and is a predicted model, not a curated record. The transcript is spliced from 6 exons. Lineage: Eukaryota; Viridiplantae; Streptophyta; Magnoliopsida; Malvales; Malvaceae. Bases 67 to 1038 code for a protein of 323 amino acids. Gene Ontology annotation, molecular function: oxidoreductase activity, acting on the CH-OH group of donors, NAD or NADP as acceptor.